CGCUCGCGACCGCCGCUGUCUCAGUUGUCUGCUGCUUCCACACUGUCUUCACUUCUGCCUCCUCUCGUUGCCUUGUCUUGCCCGACCUCACACACACACGCAUACGCACACCAUGAGUGGAAAGGCGCUGGUUGAGGGCAUGAUUUCGCCCAACAAGGCUGUUGCCAGGACACGUGUGAUUGGUCUCUACAGGGCCUGGUUCAGAUCGAUUCCCGAGAUUAUCCAAAUCUUCCGUUUGGAAAAGACGCCACAGGAGUGCAGGGACAAGCUGAAGGAGAAGUUCAUGGUGAACAAGGACGUGGACGACGUGCGCGUGAUUGACAUGCUCACCAUUAAGGGUCAAAUGGAAUUGGAUGAGACCAUGAAGGUGUGGAAACAAAAAACGCACGUGAUGCGCUUCUGGGAAGACCCCGCGGGUCCCAAGCCCCAGCCCACCUUCCUCGAGAAGUUCCUCAAGGGCCGCUGAGGCGCGAGAAAACAACAGCAACAAUAACAACAGCAGCAGCAGCAGGAAGAGGAGGCGGAGGAACAGGAGCGGUGAUGGCGCUUUCCCAUAUGGAUGUGCCAUCACAUCGCUUGGUGCUGUCUGCGUGUGGAUGUGAGUGUGUGUUUGAUAAGGAAGCGAGUGCGUUUUGAGCGGAGGUGUGGUGCCAGUGUGGGCGUGGUGCGUGUUCUAGGACGCAAGAAGAAUUCAAGUGCAAGAGGUGCUGUGGUUAUGGUGGGUUCCUUGACUGCGUGUGUGUGUGUCGUGUGCGUGUGUCGUGUGCGUGCGUGCGUGCGUGCGUGCGUGC
This is a messenger RNA of Salpingoeca rosetta, 791 nucleotides long. RefSeq lists its product as uncharacterized. The transcript has 5 exons. The coding region runs from base 113 to 466 and encodes 117 amino acids. NCBI's taxonomy places the organism in Eukaryota, Choanoflagellata, Craspedida, Salpingoecidae. Gene Ontology annotation, biological process: response to oxidative stress. The record is from RefSeq and is a predicted model, not a curated record.